GCCUAGCCCCGCAGAACCAUGCCAUCGGGACGGAGACGGAGGCGCGGGCCUGUGCCCGCGGACGCCGCCGCAGCCCCGCCUCGCGGCGGCCGGGAUGCGUCCCCCGCGGCGUCGGGCGCGGCGAAGGGCCUGGAGACCCUCGAGAGCCCCCUGGCGGCGCCCCGCUGCCCGCAGCCGCGCCGCGUGGUGCCGGGCUGCGCCGUCACCGACCCGUUCGCGUGCGAGGAGGGGCGCAGCCCGCGCUCCCUCGGCACGGACCUCGUCGCCUGCCGCGAGUUCCGCGAGGUGUUCGAGGAGAGCCACGGCACCAUGGAGCCACUUGACGCCAUUGGCAAGCUGCACCAGAGGCCCUUGAGCUCUGUGAGCACGACUGCUGGCCCGACGCCAACGCCAGAGGUCUUCGACAAGUUCAUGCCCGGGGCCACGGCGCAGACCCCGUCAACCCCGGAGAAGGUGGCGCAGCCAGCGGGCGCGCGCACGGCGGAGCGCGCGACGCCUCUGGCGCAGCCCAACAAGCUCUUCGUGGGGGGCAUCCCACAGCAGAUGACCCAGGAGGAGCUCGCCCAGGUCCUCUCCCAGAUCGGGCGCGUCGAGAGGGCCUGGCUGCAAAAGCGCCGCUACAGUCAGGCGCACCAGACCGCGUCGGCCUUGACCCACCGUGGGUUUGGUUUCGCCCUGUUCGAGAGCCAGGCCAGUGUGGACAGGUGGCUCGGAGGCAAGAGCUCGCGCUUCUUGGAGCUGAAAGACUGGGAGGGCCGCAUGCUGGAGAUCAAGAAGGCCGUCGACAGCAAGGAGGUACGCGACGUCGGCAGGCGCGGCCAUUCGAGCGCGGCAAACACGGUACAGGCGGCGCCUGCGGGGGAGGCCUUCCCGCAGCAGCCCUGGGCUGCGCUGGCGCACGUGGAGCAUCCGCAGCCGCACCCCCAGUUGCUGGCGCUCGCCAGGUGGGCGGCGGGGAGCCUCGCGUGGCCCGUGAGCGCCGCGGUGCCGCCCCAGGGCGCGCCCCACGCCGAGGGCGCAGGAGAGGUGCAGGCGCACCCGCUGGCCCUCCUGGCCAGCACGAGCGUACCACUGGCGCAGCUGCGGGGCCAGCAGCCCGCCCUGGGCGUCGACGAGUCCCCAGGGAAGCAGCUGGAAGCGCUCCUCCGCGGCGCGCAGCCAGACACGUACGAGGACUGAGCCAGGGGCCGCCCGCACGCCUUGCGACGACACGGGGAGCUCGGAGG
Messenger RNA from Prorocentrum cordatum, 1226 nucleotides. NCBI's taxonomy places the organism in Eukaryota, Dinophyceae, Prorocentrales, Prorocentraceae. The record is from the annotation of a GenBank genome assembly.